UUCUAUUUUAUUUUUAUCAUUUACCCAGAUACCAGACGUCCCUAAAUUUGAGGAGGGCAAAUCAUCAAGUAGCAAGAAAGGCGCUAGCACAUCUGCAGUCAUGGAGGAAGCCGCCACUGCCGAUCCCCAAGUAUAUUCCAACGGGACCGACACCAUGGAUGUUGCUGACCACGAUGACAUCUUUGACAUGAAUGCGAGUGCAGAGGUCACUCAGACAGACGACGAAUUCGAGAACAAUGAACGAUUGAUGGAGGAGGAGGAUGCAGUAACGAAGAAAGAAUUUGUCGAGGUGGAAGACAUUUUUCAGAAUGACAAUAGCAUAAUCCACACCAAUGAUACUGAACAUGAAAAGAUGGACAAAGAGAAAGAAGAAGUAGAAGAUAUCUUUGGAGAUGACCUCCAUGUUCAGGAGGAAGAGGAGCAUGAUUAUGAACCUAUAUUUACAGCAGACGCAAGGGAAGAAGAGCCUGUCAUAAAAAUUACAGAUGUAGAUACCGAGAGGACCGAACCUGAGGUCGUUUUGGAACCCGAGGGGAAUUUGGACAAUGCGGCGGAUACGUCUAAGCUUGAUGCAGACUUGCCCUUUCCUGAUAUGCCCCGGAAAAGUGAUAUUUCCCUCAAUUGGGAGGAUGUCGUAGAGGAGGAGCAAAAGAGGGAUCAGUCCUCAGCACCUACUUUGCCUUCCACAGACACUGAAGCACCUGCUGCCCCCGUGGCAGAGCAGGAAGAAGAAAUAGACGAGGGAGAAGUGGCCAAAUUUGUGGAGAAGAUUUUGAUCAGUUCAAUGAAUGAAGUGUCUAGUCAAGCAGAGGAGGAAGGAGAAAGCCAAAAUGAAAGUUGUGUUGAGGUUCAAAUCAGUGAGCCUGCUUUAGAAACCCCUGAGACCACGGUUGAGUCAGACAAUGUUCUUUCCUUGGAGACUGGGCCAGAGAAGGUUGAUGUUGAUGUUGUCGAUGAGCCAGCUGAAAAAGAGGACUUCUCAGUCAGCAUUAAAACUCCAGCCAGUGUGCAUCCUGAAAUCAAUGGACUUGCUAAAGAUGAAGCUAAGAAUGAUAAAGAAGUAGAAAUCCAAACUGCUGUUCCCUUGUGUGCAGUGGAAGUAGCAAAGGAAGUGGAAGAUGAAGUGAAAGACAGUCCAGUGAAGGAUAGUCCAGUGAAGGAUAUUAAAGAAACUCCAAGUGCAAGCUCAAAUUUUGUUGACAGUCCGGAUGUAGGGGUAUCAAGAACAUUUGAUAAGACGGAAGAGCUUACGAAAACACCAGACUCUUUGGUUAUUGAAGAAAGCAAACCAGAGGUUGAGGUUACCAAGAGCAUGGAGUCAAGUGAAGGUCGACAACGUAAGAUGUCUGUUCCGAAACCAAGGGAUCUAAGGAAAGACUUGUCUGGAGCCAGACCCAGCUUUUUUGGGUCGGGCACUUCUGGCCCAAAGCCCUUUCUUUCUAAUACGCUACCUAGGGUAAGUGUCCUUCCCAAAAUCAGCACAUCCUACCAACGUAAGUCACCAACGUCACCAUUGUCUCUAUCUGGAAAUUACUCCAGCUUUGACAGUGCUGCAGAAGCACUACCAACAGUUGCAGGACCAGAUUUGACCAAGGAUGACACAAAAGUCAUUAAAGAACUUGAUACCAUUGAACUUCCUCUUAUUGAAACACUGUCAAAACCAACAUCAUCGAAUGCAGCCACUGUAUCAACAGAUAACGUAGAUCCCAUUGUCCCGACAAAAGAGACCAAGGUGGAAUCUGGUCCCAUGGCACCUGUCUACGCACACAAAGGUGCAGGGAAGGAUCCCAUUAUCUUGGAUGGUACAUCUCCUGAAGAACUUGAAGCAAUCUUUGCCAAAGACCCAGAGGAAGACAAAACAAAGAAAAGCAUGGGAAAGGACGAUGUCAUUGCAUCAACACGAGUCAGGAAGGUAUCCAGAACAACAUGGAAAGGUCAAGAUGAGUUCCAGAAGUCUAUUGACAAGUCUGCUGUUAUCCUUGAUGAGCCGCAAGCUGCCAGCUUAAAGAGAUAUGAGGAACGGAAGAAGCAACGAAUAGAUGCAUUUUCAGGAAAAGUCAGAGCCCGAGAAGAUUCUACGUCAGAGGCUGAAUCUGAAGGAAGUCAGUCAUCGCAUAGUGGCCCGAAAAUGCCAGAUGUUGUCCAGUCAGGAGGAAAAGUCUCCAGUAAUGGAAAUCCAGAGACAGAAAAAGUAGCACCCAAGCUGAACAUGAAAUCUGUUCGUUCUCUCUGGGAGCAAAAGGCUGCGGAAGUAGAGCAACGCAGACGUUCUCUACAAACCAAGAGUCGUCCAGUAUCCCAAGGAGAAAGAUCUAGACCAUCCCAAUCAAAGAGUAUCAACAAGUCUUGUGAUGCUCUGGACAACCUAGAUGACAGCAUUGAAGGCAGCACAACCUACUCGUAUGAUGGAACUUCUGAUGAUGGUUCUACCAAGAGGGAAAGUUUGAUUGAAAGGGAUCUUCGUCUACACAAAGAACGUACCUUGGAUAUUUCAAAAGACAGGGAUCGUCUACGAUCGGAAUCCACCUCCUCAAGAGAUGAGAGUCAGCAGUCGGAGACGUCAGAAAGUUUGGACGAUCAGGCUGUGGACAUCGUCCGUGACACCGAGCUAAGAAGAGACUCUGAUGAUGGAAGGUCUUCACCGAGUCAAAGCAGCGGGUAUAUGUCGGGUCGUUCCACACCGUCAACUCCUGCAGGAGAUGACAUCCUGAAGGUCAAGACAGGAAAGUCCUCAGGAAAGACUCCUGAGUUAAAGAUGUCAUUGUCACCCACCGAUCCAGAGGCCAGUUCUAACUACAAGGAGUACCAGAAAGCUCUCAGGGGUUCCAAGGCAGAUGGGAAGUUCUCCAAGAGUGCAACCUUCCCAAGGAGAAUGGAAAACUAUGACAAAGAGGGUGAUUCAUCUGGGGUUUCACCGACCAACAGCGUAGGUGACGUCCCUGACGUGAUCAUGGUGGAUGGUAACAAAGCAACGUCUCCAACCGAAGGGAAACCAAGGAAGACCAGCAUUGUUCAGCAAGGAAUCAAGCUAUCACAGACACUAGAGAAGAAGAAGAUCGAAAAACUUGAGAAGAAACCAAGACGCUCCUUGAUGGAGCUGGAGAUUGCAGCCCAGCGUGAGAAGGAAGAGGCGUUCCGUCGAGAACAGCAAACAAGGAAGAUGAGCACCUCCAAAUCGCUCUGCGAAGAGGCCCCGCCCAAGUCUCCUCCGGCCUCGUCAUCGGCAGCCUCCUCAGUCCAGACGUCGCCCAGGAAGACCUCGGUGUCUGGGGUGACAGCCAAGCAGGUUUAUAAGGAUCUGAACUAUGCUCCCCAAACAAACAAAAAGAAACUUGCCCUGGCCGGCCAUUGGGAACACAAAUGGAAGUGAGUUAUUCUUCGCAUCGUUCUGUCACUGCAACAUUUAUGCCUCUUGGGGGCGCUAUUCGUGCUACAUGUACAUCACUCAGAAUGUGUAGAGGCAUGGACUAUCCCUUGAAAAAAGACAUUAUUAUGGGGUUUUGAGGGUAGAUGUAUGCACUGGCAUGAUGGAGGAGUCAGCUGUAGGAAGAUGCUCCCUUAAACGCUUCUUGCUGGUGCUGUAUAUGCUGAUCGCGCAUGGAGCACAACUGACAGGAAAAUGAAUGCGUGGGACUGGAGGUGCUCCCUGCUGGCUGUUAAUAUUGAAUUAUAUAUAUAUAAUACAUAAAGAGAGGCCUGCAGGAGAUAACGGCUGACAUCGUAGGUGGGAGAUUCCUCACCUUCAUGUGUUGCUUAAAAAAGAUAACAUUACUGCCUGUUUAAUCAUUAAUCACACAUCAUACUCAAAGCACAUGGAUGAAUGUUGUCGCAGCUGCUCUGUCAAUUUCCGCCCGCAUUCGUCCUCCGCAGCAGUCUCUUAAUCUAUCUAUGUGUCCGUCACCAACCCACCACACGUCUAGGAUCUGAGGUGUCUUGCUGCAUGUUUAACUCGUAUCUUCCAACAACAUCUCAGUCAAGCUGAUCGAAACUCAGGACCAAAUUCUCACUCUCUGCUAGAGCAAACGUAUCGCUUGCUCCAUCUGUUAUUGUAAUGUGAUCAUGUAUGUUUCAUCUGUCUUUGUGUAUAAUGCUUCAGUCAUACCAACGAAAGAGAUUCCACAAUGGCUGAUGGUAUGUCAUUGGUCAUAAUGUAAUAGAUUUGAUUGUUCUGGAGUUGGUUUUGUUGGUAUGUCUGGAGCACAAUGUUCUGUAGUAUUGGUAGGACAUGAGCUCAGUGUACGUCUGCAGCUGUACAGUUUGAUCAAAAACAUUUUUGUCUAGCACCUGCUUAGUUUUAGUGUAAAUAAUUCUAUUUUGAGAUGUAGCAGGAUUGCAAAUGAAAUCAAAAUUGAAUGAAAUUAUGAACUCAGGCUAAAGAUAGCCUAAAUGAUUCUUCAGAUUUUCUGUUUAAUCGUAGCAUGAUCAGAAUUUAUUAACAUUUCAAAUUAAUUUUGGUUAGUCCUCCAUGAAACCACCAGAAACAUACAAAUGCAUUGGUUUGAGUUUGGAAGGGAGUGUCGAUUAAAAUCUACAUACAUAUAGAGCUGAAAGGGUAGAUAUAUCCCAAAAGUAAACAUCUUUCCCUGGCAUGAUAUAAUCUUCAAGGUAUUAACCGAUUUUUUAAAACUCCCUACCCGGGUGAUGAUCUUCAUGGUGGUGAAUGAGUCAGUGUAAAAACUUCACGUUACAUCAUAUAACGGACUUACAUACUUCCAAGACCUAACACAUACAAUAUAUCCAUGUUGUACCAUGAAACCUCUACUUUAUUCAUAUGUAGUUUGCUUGGUUUUGAGCACAUAUAGGCACCAGUUUGGAUCGUUCCCUAGGGAGUGGAAUGUGUAUACAUGAUGGUAUGCUAACCUGAUGAUUGGGAAAUAAUUAUCAGAUCACUUUUCUACGAAACUCCCAUACAACAUGGUCUAAUAAUUAUUUUGCAAGCUGUACAUGUAUAUACAUACUCUAAACAUUUGUUUACCCUUUUUGACUUCAGGAUUCGGUCACCACAUAGGCCCAUAUUCCUAACUCUGGUUUAAACUAGACCUCGGUCUUAAGUAAUGGCCAACCAAAAGUGUCAAAAUUUAUUAACAGUAUAUUCCCUCCCCCUAUUAACUGAUAAUUCAACAUAGUAAGUUGAUUUUAUGUUAAUAUAAACAUGUAAUAUAGGUGGCAUGGAUACGUGUAUAGUGGGGUUUUCUAGAACAAAGUUCAGGCUGCUUUAUACGUGUAUUUGGCCAUUGAAUGCAAUGAAACAUGUUUUUUUCUAACAAGGUUUAGUAUACCUGGGGAGUGUUUCACAAAUCAUCUUGUCAGUGAUUUUCACUCGCUCAAUUGCUCUCAUCCAAUCAGAUACUAGGAUUUCAGUAGCUUAUAACAGUCAGUGAAAACCACCAACCAUGUUUUAUGAAAUUCUCCCCAGUUUGGUUUCUAACAUGUGAUGUAUGUUUGUAAAUAUAUGUAUUGUAAUGCUACAACUGUAUAUUUUCCAAAGAAUUAUAUGUAUAAUAUUUUGUAGAUAUGCCAAUCUUUGUAAUCUAGUCGCCAUGUACUUGUAAAAAAAAGUUCAUCAUACGUGAGAUAUGAUAUAGCAGUGAAAAAGGUUUACUGAAUUGAUUAUUGCAAUGUGUUAUUGAAUAUUGACAAAAAUAUUUGCAAGGUAUUUAAUUUGAGAAUUUAUUUCAAUAUUUGGUCAUGAAAAAGUUAUAUAUCAUGUGCAUGGGCUUUUGUAAUAUGUUUGAAAGUGAAUUGUUUUUAUGUUUGAUGUAUAAAAAGUGGUUUGCUAAUUUUAUUUCUAAAUUCUAUAGAAAAAGAAGUGGUUUGCUAAUUUUCUCUGUUCAAUGGAAAAAAAAAGAGUUAUAUACAGUGGUAGUUGUAUUCUGAUUUGUUGUAUUAUUGCAAAUGUGUGCAUUCGUACAGUUGUUAUACGAUAAAUGUGAAGUACAUAUACGUUUCAGCCAUUAUUGAAUUGUUUUUGUGUCGAAUGCCAAGAAACCUUGUAUAUUUCUGUAUACUGUUAUACUUGUAGAAGCAAAGCAUUGCAUGGCAGCACAAAUAUAUGUAAAAAGAUAUUAGUACAUCGUAAGAACAUCACUGGAAAAUGUAUUAAAAUAGAAAAAAUAUCAUACUUUGAACAUGAGCUUACACGUUAUGCCAUUCCCUUUUUCUUUUUUUGUCAUUGUGACAUUGUAAUACCCAAAAUGCAUGUUUUCAAUAGAUUUUUAAUUUAGACUUGUUUUUAUGUUUUAUUUUUUAAUUUGAAUGAGUUACAUGAACUUCAAAGUAAAAAGUCAAGUACAACUUGCCAGUAAAUCCUUUUGAUUUAAUUUCUUUUAUCUAUAAGUGUAAUUUUUUGGUUUAGAUACGAUGUAAGAUCAUUUUCUCAAAAAUCAUGAAGAUAGGAUAAAUUAUACAAUUAGCAUUAUGAAAACAAAUUAUUCUUGUAAUUGGAAAGUUAUCUACAUGUAGUCAUAUUUUUGUAGUCAAAUUGUUGGUUUAAUUUCAACAACUCCCCUGUAAUUAGCAUCAACUGUAUAGAAAACCAUUGUCUAUCUGUAUUCCAUCGUAGUUGCGAGAAUAUUAUGUUUGAUGUGAUGAAAGUUUUUUGUUUUCUUUACAAUUGUUUCUCUUUUUUGUUGGUUGCAUUAAAUUUAUAUACUGCUUGUUAUUGUAUGGAAUGUGAUAUCACAUGAAAAAUAUAUAUUGUCA
This is a messenger RNA of Lytechinus variegatus (green sea urchin), 6702 nucleotides long. RefSeq lists its product as uncharacterized. The coding region runs from base 101 to 3370 and encodes 1089 amino acids. The transcript has 4 exons. Lineage: Eukaryota; Metazoa; Echinodermata; Echinoidea; Temnopleuroida; Toxopneustidae. The record is from RefSeq and is a predicted model, not a curated record.